GAGGAAGACGCGCGGAACCCCGAGCCGUGGCGCGCGGUGGUGACGUAUUUCCUGUCCCGGUAGCAGCGGGGGACGCGCUCACCCGGCGGCCGCGAUGGGGGGGGGAGACCUGAACCUGAAGAAGAGCUGGCACCCGCAGACGCUGCGCAAUGUGGAGAAGGUGUGGAAGGCGGAGCAGAAGCACGAGGCCGAGAGGAGGAAGAUCGAGGAGCUGCAGCGGGAGCUGCAGGAGGAGCGGGCGCGGGAGGAGAUGCAGCGCUACGCCGAGGACAUGGGCACCGUGCGGAAGCGUGAGGAGAAGCUGGAGUGGAUGUACCAGGGCCCUGGGGGGAUGGUGAACAGGGACGAGUACCUGCUGGGGCGCCCCGUGGACAAGUUCAUCCUGGACAAGGUUGGGGACAGGGACGGCACUGGGGACACAGGGCUGCUGCCCGGCUCCAUCUUCGCCAGGGCCGGGGCCAGCUCCGUGCUGGACAUGGCCACCAAGAUCCGCGAGGACCCGCUCUUCAUCAUCAGGAAGAGGGAGGAGGAAAAGAAAAGAGAAGUUUUGAACAAUCCAGUGAAGAUGAAGAAAAUCAAAGCCUUGCUGCAGAACAGUUUGGAUAAAAAGGAGAAAAAGAGAAAGAAGGAGAAGAAGAAGAAGCACAAGAAGCACCGACGGCGCAGCUCCAGCAGCUCCAGCUCCAGCUCUGAGGAGGAGAGGCCCAGAAAUAAGUCUCAGAAGAGGGUGGAUAAUUCCUCCUGGAAGGCUGCUCCUUCCAAAAUCGCAGGAUAUGGCUUACAGGUGAGGGACCCCGAGGCGGGGCCGCAUUCCCGGGGUUCCCCGGGCCAGGACAGAGCCCCCCGGGAGCGCUCCCGGAGCCCGUCCCGCUCUCCCCAGAGGCAUUCCAGCAGGAGGAACCCCCAGAGGAGCUCAGCAUCUCCCUCCAAGCACAGCAAACAGAGUUGCAGGCACAGCAGCCGGGAGGAGAAGGGCAGAGCCAGGAGCCCUUCCCCCAAAAAGAGCUUCAGGCGCCAGCACCCCCCGGGCUACACCAGGAAGAUCUCUCCUGAGGAGCUGGAGCGAAAACGUCAGGAAAUGAUGGAAAAUGCCAAGUGGAGGGAAGAGGAGAGAGCCAACAACCUCAGGAAGCACCGCAAGGAGGAGGAGCUGGAGAAGGAGCUGGAGAAACUCGACUCCAGGGAUGGGAAAUUCUUCCACCGUUUGAAGCUGGAGAGUGCCUCCACCUCCAGCCUGGAGGAUCGGGUCAAGCGCAACAUCCACUCCCUGCAGAGGACUCCUGCUGCCCUGGAAAAGAACUUUAUGCAGAGGUGAAGCCUGUCCUGCCCUGGGCAGGAGCUCGGUGGAUGUUUGUUCCCAGAGGUGAGAGCUCUUCAGGAACAAUUCCAGCUCCCAGAGAGGAUUCCGGAGCUGAGCCCUCAGAGCCCUCUGCGUUUGGGGCCUUUGUGUUCCAUUUCUGACCUGCUGCCAGAGCUUCUCCUCCUCUCCCCACCCUGACUGGUGUCACUUUUGUACAUUAUUACCAGACUCUGCUUCCUCCUGUGCCAGAGCUGAAGAUCUAUUUUUGUUAAUCCUUAAAAUCCAGAGCAGAACCGAUCCACACGUGAGGUAAUCCCAUGGAAUUUGACAGGACUAUAUGAACUCUGUUCCACACUGUCACCCUUUGCACCCAUGCCCCACAGUGGGGUGUCUGCUGGCAUUUGGUGGCUCACAGAUUUAUUUCAUUGAUCUCUGACCCAAAAGAAGCAGCUUCUGAGGGGGGGGUGGAAAAAGGGAAUGAGCCAGAGCGUGGCUGACACAGCAAACAUUUCUCUGGGAUUUUGUAAUGUAAGUAAUGUGCAUAUGUACAGCAGUGUAGAUUUAUUUUACCUUUUUAAUUAAGAAACUUGACUGUCA
Passer montanus (Eurasian tree sparrow) is the source of this 1897-nucleotide messenger RNA. RefSeq names its product CWC25 spliceosome associated protein homolog (gene CWC25). Lineage: Eukaryota; Metazoa; Chordata; Aves; Passeriformes; Passeridae. Gene Ontology annotation, biological process: mRNA splicing, via spliceosome. The record is from RefSeq and is a predicted model, not a curated record. The transcript is spliced from 10 exons. Bases 95 to 1315 code for a protein of 406 amino acids. Gene Ontology annotation, cellular component: U2-type spliceosomal complex.